This is a messenger RNA of Cryptomeria japonica (Japanese cedar), 1944 nucleotides long. Its product is annotated as fruit protein pKIWI502. Gene Ontology annotation, molecular function: oxidoreductase activity. The record is from RefSeq and is a predicted model, not a curated record. Bases 39 to 1088 code for a protein of 349 amino acids. The transcript has 6 exons. NCBI's taxonomy places the organism in Eukaryota, Viridiplantae, Streptophyta, Pinopsida, Cupressales, Cupressaceae.
AUAAAGCAAACUGAUUUGCCACGUAGACGAAAACAUCCAUGGUAGCCAAUGAACGAAAAGGCUCUUCCAGCUCUGCCGGAGCCACGUUAGCAGAAAGGGUCAAUACUAUUUUUAGUCUAAAACUCCAGGCGGCUGUAGACACAAAAAUAAAAACGAUUUUCCAACGUUUUCAACGCAUGGCGACCACCGUUUCACCGUGCUUACAACUGUCUUGUUCCUCGUGGAAAUCCCCACUAAGCUAUGCUUCAAACGCCAUGGCCGCCGGUCCCAUGCUCGCUCGGAGGUUCAGCGGGCCAUUGCUGAGGAGAGCCUUCAACGGGAGAAUAAUUACCAGGCCGAGAUCUGUAGCCGUUGCAGCCUGGAAGCAGGAAGUCCUAUGGGCGGAAGCUCCUGUAGUAGAGGCCGACAUGACUGGCGAGUCCCUGUACCAUGUGGCGGUGGACAUAAGCGACAAUCCGGAGCUGAUGGCGGGGCAUACAAACCCUGGGCAGUUCGUGCAGGUGCGGGUGAGGGAUAGCAAACCCACUUUUCUCGCCAUUGCUUCACCUCCCGCCGUUUCUAGUGGAGGGCGCCUCGAAUUUUUGGUGAAGGAUGUUGAAGGAUCCACGGCGGCGCUUAUUUGCGAUCUCCGUAAGGGAGAUACGGUGGAGUUGAGUCAGGUGUUGGGGAACGGCUUUGAUAUCUCGCAGAUUUCGCCCUCGCAUCAGUAUUCUACGGUUUUUCUCUUUGCUACGGGCUCUGGCAUCAGUCCAAUUCGUUCACUUCUGGAAUCUGGAUUUGAUGCAAAAAAUAGAUCUGAUGUGAGGCUUUACUAUGGUGUUCGCAAUCUUCAAAGAAUGGCAUACAAGGAAAGGUUCAAGGAAUGGGAAUCUUCUGGAGUGAAAAUAGUUCCUGUAUUAUCUAGGUCUGAUGAUGACUGGUCUGGAGAGCGGGGCUAUGUACAGGACGCAUUUUCCAAGGCCAAACAAGUACAAAAUCCUUUGGCAACUGGUGCAGUCUUAUGUGGGCACAAGCAAAUGGCAGAGGAUGUUACAUCUCUUCUGACAGCUGAGGGUGUCCCAACGGAAAAGAUCCUCAAGAAUUUUUAGCAAUUCCCUUGACAUUGCCAUGUUGUUCGUGUGAAAGGAGGCACAAGUUGGAAUAUACACAUAUUAAGUUCUCUCUUUUUUUUCGUGUGCAAUCCAUUGCACUUUAUUGAGUGGAUGAAAAAAUAUGUGCUCCAAUUCAUUUCAGAUGCAGAUGAACUGGCAACCUGGCAACCUAUGAAGAUAAAUUAAAGAGAUAGAGUUACACAUUAUAAAAAUAUAUAUAUUUUUUAAAACUAUAAAUGAAAGUUGAAACUUUAAAGACUAAACAAUAAAAAAUUGGUUGUGAGAGAUUGUAGGUGUUGGAAUUGUUGGCCAUGGAAGUACCAUCAAUUGUGAGCAUCCUUCUUAAACGCAUCACAAAGAGCCUCAAUACCAUGACCAUUUGAGUGUACAACAUCAAUGAACUCAUUGUGACUCAUCUUGCAAAUCAGAACUGGGGAACAGUCUAUGAAAUGCUGCCUUGUACACCUAAGCAACUUUAAAAUCUCUACAUAGGGAACCCUUGUUGGCAUAGAAAGAAUCUCAAUACUAUUAUUUUGGACUCGCAAAGGUGAGAAUAUGUAGUGGGGUGGUCAUUGUGUUCCAUCUUUCUUCAAUAAUUGUGUGCACUUGUUUGAAAAAACUUUUUUCAAGGUUUUGCUCUUUUGCAUUUAUGUUGAGUCAAUGGCAUCAUAUCUCUCUCCCAAGCAAGGCUUCACCAUAUUAGUAUAACGAAUCAUGUUCAAUACGGACUCGAUGAAAAUAAGGAGGAAGUCCACACGAUCCCACUAGGAGUCAUCUAAGAUCAUCUGCUUAAUAUAUGUCGCCUUCUUAGUGUUGUUUUGUAAUGUCCCCAAUUUUUAAGUGACAAUUAAUU